This is a messenger RNA of Laetiporus sulphureus 93-53, 2292 nucleotides long. Its product is annotated as P-loop containing nucleoside triphosphate hydrolase protein. Gene Ontology annotation, molecular function: ATP binding; ATP hydrolysis activity. The record is from RefSeq and is a predicted model, not a curated record. The coding region runs from base 1 to 2292 and encodes 763 amino acids. NCBI's taxonomy places the organism in Eukaryota, Fungi, Basidiomycota, Agaricomycetes, Polyporales, Laetiporaceae. The transcript has 11 exons.
AUGUUCGACCCGUUCGGUGAUGGUGUAAUGCCAAACCCCGGCCCACCAUUGUUUCAAGUACCCCCCCCCACUUUCAACCGAGCAACAACUGGUCGCGUGGGGCGCGAACGCUUCAACGUAAGCAAUCAUCAUGCUCAUGCGCAAUCCUUGGAUGGGAAUCCUGCGAUUACCGGUCAAGUUGUCGAUAAUGUACCAUCGUCGGAGGGUAUCGUGCAGGAGGACAUCCCAGACGGUCCUCCGGGGAGCAUACUAGAAGCCAAGCAAUUGCACGAAGUGUUUGAUCCACUUAAACGCAUCUACGUGAUCAAGCCGGCGCCUCCAGAGACUGUAUCCGACGUGCGACGUGUGGAUACGAAAUAUGGGGUGUAUGCAUUCACAGUGAUCCGCCGGUUUGAACCUAUCAAUGGCAACGUGAAGUCAUACAAUGUCACAGUAUCACUCGAGAUUCAUAGCGAGCAGCUUAUUCAAGUUGCGAAAGAAGUCAUGGAGCAAAUUCAGGGCAUCUCAUGGAAUGCCAAGCCACUUCGUAUGAAUCCGGAAACAUUUUUAGCAUGGCUCCCCGAGCUCCAAACCUGUCAAGCCAAGUUGAUUACUGCGGCUGAUGCCGCCCCGGACGAUGACUCCAUCCAUCUCAAAGUCGCGCAUCUCAGCCACCUAUUGACCUACCUCACUGAAACCUACGCGUCCACCCUUGAUACGCUGUCACACUGGCUUCGUCACGGCGAGAUCACGUUCGACCUUCUGUGGGCACUGUAUGUCCCUCGCAAGGCCAUUCUCUACACACUUUGCCCCGUCACGGGCGAGCCACGGGCUGUCCGCUUGCAGCACGCGGAGCUCUGUAAGAAGACUAUGAGAGGAGUGAACUCCGCACGCAAUCCCACAAGUCUGAGAGUUGGCAACAAUGAUGACGGUCAACAUGGCGAAUACCUAUGGCGGCUCAAGGUAGAAUAUGUAGAAGCAGAUGUCCCCGAGCCAGGUGGUCAGGCAGAUUCGGUGAACAAAUUCGGCUAUGCAGACCUCGGCACGAUGCUGGAAAUCCAAGGCUUUACGGGGGCGAGAAAGAUUUCGAGCCUGCAUGUCUACCCCAUUAAAUAUUAUGCCGGGCCUGGCGGUGUGGAGGGCUUGAAGGAGCGAUUGACCAAGCGCGGCAGAAGGUGGGCCGCGAUCGCUGGUGGAAUGCAUCACCUCGCGUACCGGGGCAUGGCAUGGCUCUUCGUCGGAACUUCCUACGGAAAGCUAAGUGUGAAAUCGCGAGUAAUGAUUGAUCGCAAGACGUUUGCAGAAAGUAUGCCAGGCUAUACGAAACUGCCGAAGGUCUUGAAGACAUUGUCUGGAAGUGACAUCGACAGAUAUGCCCUCAAUGCUGACCUUGCAGCUUCAGGCACUCAGCAGUGGACCACGGAAGUGAACGAUCUGUCAGAAGAGGAGCUGUUACUCACUACACCCAUCGUCUAUGGGUUCAGCUUGUCUGACAAAUCCUGGUUCGAAUUUGCGAUCGAUCAUGUUGAGACGUUUGAGUGGAAUGACGGGGUGUUCUCGCAGCUGGUCAUUCCGGACCAACACAAGACGAUUCUGCGUACACUCGUAGGAUCGUACAACGCGGGUGCGGCAUCUGGUUUUGACGACUUUGUGAAUGGGAAAGGUCUCGGGCUUGUAGUCAACCUGUUCGGCAGCCCCGGCAUAGGCAAGACCUUGACGGCAGAGGCGAUCACUGAAUACUUGCGAAAGCCGUUAUAUAUCGUAGGAGCUGGUGAACUCGGAACCGUACCGCAAGUGUUGGAAAGCAAAUUGUCAAACGUGCUCAAGUUGUCGGCUGCAUGGGAUGCGGUUGUCCUCAUCGAUGAGGCGGACGUCUUCCUAGAGCAACGUUCGUUGCAUAACCUCGAGAGAAAUGCAAUGGUUGCCGUCUUCCUAAGGCAGCUCGAAUAUUUCCGUGGAAUCCUCUUCUUGACUACGAACCGGGUUCGAGUGUUCGACGAGGCAUUCCAGUCCCGCAUUCACGUCUCGCUCAAAUAUACGGACCUCACUCCUGAUGCGCGCCGUCAGAUCUGGAAGGCAUUCAUGCGCAAGGUCAAUGUCGAUUUGGCGGAUGGAGGACUGAUCAGGGAGGAGCUGAGUGAUCUGGGUGAGAGGAAGGUCAAUGGACGGCAAAUCAAGAACGUUGUGAAGACCGCUGGGGCCUUGGCUGCGGGGCAGCAGGAGGUGUUGGGAUAUAGUCAUUUGACGCAGGUGUUGGAGCUGAUGGAACAGUUUGAAAUGAGUUGCUGCUUUCAGCGAAUGAUGUUUGGAUAG